This is a messenger RNA of Notolabrus celidotus (New Zealand spotty), 4241 nucleotides long. RefSeq names its product zinc finger Y-chromosomal protein 1. Gene Ontology annotation, cellular component: nucleus. Lineage: Eukaryota; Metazoa; Chordata; Actinopteri; Labriformes; Labridae. Bases 577 to 2676 code for a protein of 699 amino acids. The record is from RefSeq and is a predicted model, not a curated record. Gene Ontology annotation, biological process: regulation of transcription by RNA polymerase II. The transcript is spliced from 7 exons. Gene Ontology annotation, molecular function: RNA polymerase II cis-regulatory region sequence-specific DNA binding; metal ion binding; DNA-binding transcription factor activity.
UGUGUUUCAGGGGUGAGUUUACAGGUGCUUUCUGUAUUAAGGUCAUUGCGAAAACAUCUUUUUUUGUCUCCAGCCAAACAUCAUACAAGACCACUGUUUGAGAAACUGGAGCAAUACACAGAGAAUUACAGGGUAUCACGAAAAGCUUGGGGCAGAAACUAAUUAAAAUGAACGCUACAUUGCACUUUUGACAUACCGCGUAUGAGCAGCGGUCCUCAGACUAUGGCCUGUUUGGUGCCUGCCGGUGUGAUUUCCACCACAACCCUUCCGCAUUUUCCUGCUGCUCUCGGGCUGUGACGUGUCGUGCUGACGGCGGCCUUGGAGCUGGAGGAGCGGGGGGCUGUAGCAUGACAAGAUCUGGCUCCAGACGUCCUGCUUUGCUUUCAGCGGAGCUCCAGAAACAACCCCUAACCCCUCCUUCUCUGCUCCUCUCCGGCCCGCCCAAAUAACACAAAAUUCCCGACUGAAUCCAGCCCGAGUCUGGGGGAACCAGGCGGCCUGGGAAGCCGAGGAGCGGACAGAGGCUAUCCCUGCAGCAUUAAUCUGCUCUCCAGUAACAAAUGCAGUGCGAGGACAAUGGAUGAGGAUGUCACCAGGCUUGCCAUACAUUCAGAGGAGCCUAAAAUAAUCUUACACGGAUCGGAUGAGGGUGGUGCUGGCGGGCAGGAGUUUGUCGUGGAGCUUCAAGAGACUGUGUUGGUGUCGGAAGGCGAGGGGGAAGGCAUGGCAGUUCACAGGUUCGCCCCGGAUGAGCUUGUCAUCCAGGACGCAGUGGAGGAUGUGGUUUCUGAGUAUGUACACUGUGAUGAGGAUGAAGAUGUUGCUGUGGAAACCUGCGUGAUGGCCCUGGAGGGUGAGGAGGAAGGUGUUGCCAUGGGAGACAUCCCUGAAGAUGGGCUGGACCCAGAGCAGCAGGACGACGACCAAGACGGCUGUGGAGAUUAUCUGAUGAUAUCCUUGGACGAGGCGGGGAAAAUGGUGUCUGAAGAUGGAACCGAGGUGACCGUGGAGGGAGCUGUGGAAGACCAGGAGGUGGAGAAGGAUGAGGAUGGGCAGGAGGUGAUAAAGGUGUACAUCUUCAAAGCUGACUCUGGGGAGGAUGACAUGGGAGAGUCUGUCGACAUUAGCGAUGGAGACACAGAGAGCAUGGCGCUAACAGAGGGCUCUGGACAAACGCUAAGAGAGAAGAUGGUUUACAUGUCUGUUGGAGAUCAUAAUCAAGGAAACCACGGUUUGGAGGACAGCGAGGGUUGUGAGAACAGAAACGGUGCAGCCAGCGCUCUACUACACAUCGAUGAGUCUGAUGGGGUGGAUGAGAUUAACAGACAACGCAACAAGAGCAAAAGACGGUCGGAGCCGCGCCAGGUACAGACAGCCAUCAUCAUUGGUCCGUAUGGUCAACCUCUGACAGUUUACCCCUGCAUGCUUUGUGGUAAGAAGUUCAAAUCAAGAGGUUUCCUGAAACGCCACACCAAGAACCAUCAUCAGGACGUCCUGACAAGGAAAAAGUACCAGUGUACAGACUGCGACUUCACCACCAACAAGAAGGCCAGCCUGCACAACCACAUGGAGGUCCACGCGCUUAGCAGCAAAGCCCCUUUCGAGUGUGAAAUGUGCGGCAAGGAGUUCCACCAGCAGGCGGCACUGUUCUCCCACAGACUACAGCACCACCACAGAGAGCCCAAGAACCAGCCGCCUCCUCAGCCCACCAAAAUGCAUAAAUGCAAGUUCUGUGACUAUGAAACCGCUGAGCAAGGACUGCUCAAUCGGCACUUGUUGGCUGUCCACAGCAAAAGCUUCCCACACAUCUGCGUGGAGUGUGGGAAAGGCUUCCGACACCCCUCAGAGUUGAAGAAACACAUGCGCACACAUACGGGUGAGAAGCCUUACUCCUGUCUGUACUGCGACUACAAGUCGGCCGAUUCCUCUAAUCUGAAGACGCACAUCAAGACUAAGCAUAGCAAGGAGAUGCCAUACAAAUGUGAGCGCUGCUUCCAGACCUUCGCAGAGGAGGAGGAGUUAAUACAGCACGGACUGACGCAUGAGGAGAAUAAGACCCACCAUUGUGCCCACUGUGACCACAAAAGCUCCAACUCCAGUGACCUAAAGCGCCAUAUCAUAUCUGUUCACACCAAGGACUACCCACACAAAUGUGCCAUCUGUGGUAAAGGCUUCCACCGGCCGUCUGAACUGAAGAAGCACUCAGUCUCUCACCGCACCAAGAAACUCCAUCAGUGCCGGCACUGCAACUUUAAGAUUGCAGACCCUUUUGUUCUCAGUCGUCAUAUCUUGUCAGUCCACACAAAGGAGCAACAGGCCUCUCCUGAAAAGAGUGAGGCCAAGAGGACAGAGACACACACUCCUGCUGUGACACCUAAAAAGUCUGCGCCGAGCGGGUCCAGCAGCGCGGGCCCGCCUGGCAGAGUCAGCGCGGCCAGCUUAGCCAGCAGCGUGACUGUAGUUAUCGGUAAAGGACAGAAAGAGAGGAGAAUCUACCAGUGCCAGUACUGCGACUACAGCACCGGGGACGCCUCGGGUUUCAAGCGGCAUGUUAUUUCUAUCCACACGAAAGACUAUCCACACCGAUGCGAGAUCUGUUCGAAAGGCUUCAGACGACCCUCGGAGAAGAACCAGCAUAUCAUGCGUCACCACAAAGACGUGGUGCAGGCAGAGUGACUCUGACCGAGCCAAAUACUGUGCCACAACAACGAACAAUGUCAAAGCGACCAUCAUCACACCCCCAAUCACUGCACCCUCAGUGCGGCACCAUCACGUUCAAAGAAAUAAUGUGGUGUGUGUGCGUGCUGCACUUAGCCCAUUCUGUUGUUUUGCUCUUUUUUGAUCCUCAGCCUAAUGUUUGUUUGGAAACGUAAACACAUGUACAUAACAUUAACGCUCUGUCAGAGUUAGCAACAAAAACCCCUCCGUAGACUUGCACUUUGAACUGCAUGUCCCUUGCUGGUGACAGUGUGCAUGGCAGAUUGUGCAGGUGUCUUUUUGUAGAUAAACAUCUUUCAGUUUGCAGGCAGCAAUCAGUUGUCAGUCACAAUGGUCCUAAUUAUCUGUCUCAAAAACUGAAGUGUCAUUUGCAAAACGUUUGCGUCAUUUUGUUCAAAAAUGUACUAAACGAAGCAGUAUGGAUUAGCAACCUGUUCGCAGUAGCACUUACCAUCCUGGUAAAGAUCAUGAUGAAUGCAGUACUCGAGUGUGUGUGAAAGAGAGAGAGUAUGUGUGUGAGUCAGAGAGAGAGUGAGUGAGUGACGAAAAACAGCAUUUGUCGUGCUUCCUGGUGCUCAGACCCCACCUCUCUGUAUCAUAGUGCUUUUUGUUGUGUUGACAGAAACACACGGCUGGCUGUGUACAGCACCCAGAGCAAACAAUCUUCCAUAGCUGCGUACACAGGGGGUGUACCAUCAUGGAGUUCACACAAAAUACACAGUUAAGUAGUGGAUGUGUCAUGAUAGUGAAUCAACUUCAUAUGCACCUUUUUAUCACGAUCAUUACCUGAUUGCUUGAUCAUCAAUUACCUGUCUGAUGUAUCGUUUCCCCGUCAGUAAAUGUACUGCCAGUGGUUCAGAGAUGGUGUCUGAAGCAGUCGUGAUGAAGCCUUGACUGACAGUAUUUUUAAUCCAUUAAUGCUACCUAAUAUGAACAACUUCUAUUCAUUUCAAAAAGCAGGCAAAUGUGUAUUCAACUAUAUUGACUAUGAUCAAAUGUUCCUGUUCAAUGAUUUGACUUCAUAUCAGUUUAAUCAUCAGUAUGACCCUGAUGUUAGGCUGUGUUCCAAAAACUGUUCACAUCAGUGUCCCAGUUUACCUGCCUGGUCUAAACCGGAACCGAUUGAGUAUAUGUGUUGCUGCUGCUCACAGACUAUAGACUGAACCCCCCCCCCCCCCCCCCUCACCCUCACACAGAUGUACUUUUACCAGUAGAAAGGGAAAAUGUAUAUCUUUUAGAUGCAACUUCAGAGGACAGGUGCUGGUGGCGUACUUGUACUAAGGCUUUUUACUUUUAUUUGUUAUCACCUGUGAUUAUUUCUGUUUUUAUAUUUAUUUCAUUUACAAGUUGUUGUAUAGUUAAGUGUAACUAGACUUCUAUGGGACGUAAAUUAUUGUUUUGUAUACAAAUCUGUACAAAGCGUGUAGAUGUAAACACUUGAUAAAAAGGAAAUCUGACCUGUGUUGUUCUGGAUGUACUUCAGCGUAUUUGUUAAAAAAAGGUAAUAAAAGCAAAGUAUUUUA